AUUUUUUUUGACUCUUUUGCAAACGAACCAGACCAACUUCAAUUCAACCUUUUUUUCUGUUCUUCAAUUCCGCCCUUGUUUUUAUAUACUUUUCUAUUUUUUCAUAAACCGACUUUACGAAAAUGGCCGUCGACAAGAAGAUUCCCAGCGAAGAAAUCGUCAACGAGAAGUUUGACCAGGCGACCGCCAACCUUUUGGUUAAGACCGGUCUUGGUCUGAGCGUCGGCAUUGUUGCGUCGGCUCUUUUGUUUAAGCGGCGGAUGUGGCCGGUCACCUUCUUUACUGGUGCCGGUGUUGGCGCUGCCUACGCUGAUGCCCAGAGGAUCUUUGAUUCUGUCAGCACGCUCGGACGACCGGUUUCUGCCAACAACGCACCCAGCACAGAGUCAAAGAAUGCUGCGUAGAUUUGUUUACAGCGGAUGAUGAAGGAGUUAUAUAUCGGGAGUAUGUAUAACCCAAGUUAGCAGUAUAGGUUUUUUUGCUGUCUGCGGAGCAUGGCGUAUCGACUAUGGAAUAUGGUUUCUGCUACGUUUGCACACUUUUUAUUGAGCAAAAUAUAUGCGCUAAUAGCAGAAAUUUAGCUUUGUGUCUUUAAAACGAUUAAUUG
Kickxella alabastrina is the source of this 607-nucleotide messenger RNA. RefSeq lists its product as uncharacterized. NCBI's taxonomy places the organism in Eukaryota, Fungi, Kickxellomycota, Kickxellomycetes, Kickxellales, Kickxellaceae. The record is from RefSeq and is a predicted model, not a curated record. Gene Ontology annotation, cellular component: mitochondrial inner membrane; mitochondrion; MICOS complex. The coding region runs from base 123 to 404 and encodes 93 amino acids. The transcript has 2 exons.